Soboliphyme baturini is the source of this 621-nucleotide messenger RNA. The record is from the annotation of a GenBank genome assembly. Lineage: Eukaryota; Metazoa; Nematoda; Enoplea; Dioctophymatida; Soboliphymatidae.
AUGAGCAAAGUCGAGAAGAACGUAGAUUUUGGAGUGGACGAAGACCUGAUCGAUGCCGUCUCCUGCGAUAACGAAUCGAUGACUCGACAGAGAACAGACUCUAUGCAAUCUCUCGAUGAAUUUGAACCAUAUAUUCGAAGCCGAAGCGCAAGUGACAAAUCAAGCCUCAGUGAAAAACGCCGUCUAACCCAGGAUGAAGUGCAGGAUCUGCGUUUAAAAAUCAAUAGUCGCGAGCGAAGGCGCAUGCACGACCUGAAUCGUGCCAUGGAAUCCCUUCGACAGGUGAUUCCGUACGGCGGUACGCCGUCCUCUCGAAAGCUGUCCAAGAUCGGCACCUUGAUGUUGGCCCGCAACUACAUAGUCAUGUUGACAAAGUCUCUUGAGGAACUGCGCGGCGCGAUCGCCACCGCAGCGGUACAACAGUCACCGAUUCUGAAAGGCAGUCAUUGCAGUGCAUUCAGUGCACUGCCGUCUUCGGUGACCACCUCAGCGCCUCUCUUUCCCGUUCAACCAUGGUCGCCCCUGUUUUUCACGCCCUCUCCAGCAACAUCCCUCUGGCCGACUAUGCGAAUGCCUUCCCUACCGUCUACGACAACAAGAAACGGUGCCGCCUCAUCAUAA